CAGUACGCAAUGCCGCACUGUUUACGUUCGCUGCGUCAGGUUUUCAGAGUGGAGUUCAUGUUUUUUUUUUUUUUUAAAGAUUUCUCCCAGUUGUGUGUGUGUGUGUUGUGUUGUGUUUGAAUAAUUCUUGUGUUCAUUGCGGAUUUUUUUUUUCUUCUGUCUUCCUGCGGUGGAAUAAAACAACGGGACGGCCACACACACACACACAAAAAAAACUAUUUAAAAAUAAUAAUAAUUAAAAAAAAAAAAAAGAUGUCCGAUAAGCAACAGAUCACAAUGCAUACAGAUAAAUGGCAUCCAAAAAAUUAAAAACACAUAUAUACAAAAAAAAAAAAAAAAAAAAAAAAAAAAAUGCUGAUAGAAGUCUGAACCGCGGUGAGCGAAAAAAAAUUAUAAUCAACCACCAGGGAGGUCAGAUCCCACAUCCACCAAGCGAUCAAGUAGCCCCCCAGUCAAAACCUCGCAAACUGCCUGGCUGCAAGCAAGACUUGACUUUUAAGGCCAGGCUCCCCACAUCCACCGUAGUUGUACAGCACUACUCUCGGGACAGCAAGCAACAGCUCAAGCGAACCGAAUAACCGACGCGCAGGAAAUCUAGAAAACCCAGGUGAAAGAAAUCCAAGAAGUAUCUUCCAAAGGGGACUGACCUGUGGAGAAUGUUCUAUUGAGGAUUUCUUCCACGGUGAAGAUAUUGGAGGGAACCCAACACCCCCGAAACCAUGUGAGGGCCUUUGGCUUGCGUCAGCUGGGAUUGGAGCAUCGUAACUGAAUUGGGACUGCUGUUGCGUUUGUGUGUGUGUGUGUGUGUGUGAGAGAGACGCACAGGGAUACAAUGAUGUUCCGAGACCAGGUGGGGAUCCUGACUGAUUGGUUCAAAGGCUGGAAUGCGUGUGAGCAGACGGUGGCUCUCUUGUCACUGCUCAAGAGGGUGACUCGGACUCAGGCUCGCUUUCUCCAGAUCUGCCUGGAACACUCGCUGUCCGACUGCACAGAGAUCCACAUCCUAGAAGCCGAGGCAAACAAUGCUGCAAUCGUCAGCCAGUGGUACCAGGAGCCCAAGGAGAAGAUGGUCUCUCUAUUGCUCUCCCACCUGCCACUGCUGCAGCCCCGCAAUGCUGAGGCCAAGUGCGAAUACAUGAAGCUGCUUCAGAAAGUGCUCACCUACACCAUCGAGAGCAACCUGUUUGUGGAGGAGAGCCGGCAGCUGCUGUCCUACGCCCUGAUCCAUCCAGCCACGACCCUGGAGGACCGCACCUCCCUGGCCAUGUGGCUCAAUCACCUGGAGGAACACCUGUCCAGUGGCUACUCGGGCAGGGCUUCCUCCUCCUCUUCCUCUUCUGGCUACCACCCCCGGCAGGGCUCUGACGAGUGGACUGGCAGCCAGUCCGAGAUCGUGGACCCAGGCCACGUGUGGCAGGACAAACCAGCCAACACUGGGCAGAACGGGCACAUGCCCUUCCAUGUGUCCACUUCCGUGCCAUCCACCAUGAACAGUAUCAGGAGCAACACAGUUCUGUCAAGCCAAACCCACCCCAGCCCCCUGAAGAGGUCCAUGUCCCUGGUGCCCGCAAGCCUGCAGGUGUCUGGCAGUGAUUGGACCAGCCAGGAGGAUCUGGGCAUCCGGGGGUCCUACGUGUCCUCAGACCACGCUCCGCUCUCUCCCCAGAGCAGCGUGGCGUCCUCGGGCAGCGAGCAGACUGAGGAUCAGGGGAUGGGACGGAACACCUUCCAGGAGGAGGGCAGCGGGAUGAGAGAUGUCCCUACGUGGCUUAAAAGCCUUCGUCUACAUAAAUACGCAGCACUUUUCUCACAGCUGACCUACGAGGAAAUGAUGACGCUUACUGAGCAUCACCUGGAGUCACAGGUUUGGAAUGUUACAAAGGGAGCUCGACACAAGAUUGCCCUGAGUAUCCAGAAACUGAGGGAGAGACAGAGUGUCCUGAAGUCUUUGGAGAAGGACAUUCUGGAGGGAGGGAACCUGCGAAACGCUUUGCAGGAGCUUCAGCAGAUCAUCAUCACGCCCAUCAAAGUGCACAGCACGCCACAGGCGGCUCAGAGAGAGCCUGACUCCGCCUCCCAAGCAUCAGACAAGGGAGGCAAGCAGGGGGAGGACAAGGACCAGGCCACAGAGGGCUUCCAAUCCCCAAAUCCCUCUCCAUGUGACGCAGAACCGUCAGCAGCGCCCAUCCAUGAGGGAGACAUUGCGGGUCAGUUUACUAGAGUCAUGGGGAAAGUCUGCACUCAGCUUCUAGUUUCGAGACCAGAUGAAGAAAACAUCAGCUGUUACCUGCAGCUCAUUGAAAAGUGUUUAACGCAUGAGGCGUUCACAGAAACCCAGAAAAAGAGGCUGGUAUCCUGGAAGCAGCAAGUGCUAAAGCUGCUGAGAAUGUUUCCCAGGAAGACCAUGCUUGACAUGCCAGGCUACCGACAGAAAGGCUGGGCCUAUGGGUCAAACUCCCUCCCCACAGCGGGCUCUGUGGGCGCCGGGCUUAGCCGUCGGGGGCAGAGGCAGUUCCAGAUGCCCCCUCGAGGGCUGCCCCCCAGCCGUAUGGUGUUGCUAAGUCCAGCGAGCAUUAGCGGGGCCUCCCCUAGACACACCCUCACCAGCCCGGCACUAGGGGGCCAGGGCAGGCAGAGCCUGUGGUUUGCUAACCCCGGGGGCAGUAACAGCAUGCCCAGUCAGAGCCGCAGCUCAGUCCAGAGGACACACUCGCUGCCCGUCCACACCUCCCCACAAGCCAUGCUCAUGUUCCAGCAGCCUGAGUGCCAAGUACCUGGGACUGACCUGGAGAUCAGUCCCACGCUGGAGUCACUGUGUCUCAGUAUGACAGAACACGCCUUAGGAGAUGGCAUGGACAGAACAUCAACGAUCUGAAAACAACGACAGCAAAAAACAAAACGGGCUCCACUUCACUUUAUAUAAAACAGUUCUACCCUGGAUGGCUUUUUAUACUGGAGCUGUGGGAUGAAACGUCACUCGUAAACGACAAAGUACAGCAAAAUGGUCACUACAAAAAAAAAAAAACUGUGUGCAUAUGUUGUGAUAUUUUUCUACUUUAUUAUUCUUCAUAACUAAGGUUUAUUAUUAUAAAAAAAACAAAAAACAUUUAAACAAGGCAAAGUAAUCGCAAGAGUUUUGAAUACUUUUGAUUCAAUAGUUAUCCACUUUAUUCAAAAUGUCUGUCUCCUUCCGCCAGUCUGAAACAAGGUAAAGCAAAAUUGCCACAGGGGGAGGGAAAUGGGGGGGGGGGGUAGCUGGUUUGUGCUGGUCAUGUGAUUUUUGUUGGGGAAGGGGGGGUGGGCUGAACUACAUUAAUUUUGGAAAACAAAAGUUUUUACUUUGAAAUGUGGUCAAGUUGUGGCUUGAAGAAGCUCUUUAGACCCCCCACCCUUAAAUAGGCUGGUCCCCCCCCCCCAUGAAGUUCUAAUAGUUUUUCUUCUGUUGCGUAUACUAACCCUAGUGGGUCAUGAAAGAAACACAUGGUACCUGUUUCAGGACAAGCUUAAAAACGGUUCCUCUAGUUUUAUAGAAUGUGCAUGUUAUUACUAUAUUUAAAAAAAAAAAAAAAAAGAUAUUCACGUUUGCCAUGAAGUAUGUGUUUUGGUUGUUUGUGUGGUGUGGUUUUUUCUUUUUUUUUUUUUUUUUUUUUUUAAAUAAUCCAAGAGGGGUAACCAUAGCCCUGCAUUUAAAGUCAGAUUUACUUUAAUUUAAAUCUGGAUACUUCCCCUAUAUAUCCAGCAAUGAAGAGAUUCAAAUCCAAUACAGAAAAUGAGCCAUCAAUGCGUAGUGAAGCACUGCAUCUGUUUUGUUCGUAAUUGGCUUUCAAUGUGUUUUAUCAGACAGCAGUCAACAUCUUGAGCCAAUUGUGAGAAGUUCACCAGGGCAGCAGCUUCGUUUGGAUUCCCACUCGUUCACAUCUUUCUUUUCUACCUCCAUAACGGUUCUCUCAAACAGUUAGUUUUAGUAUGGAGGAAAUAUAUACAGUGUGAGUGUGUAACACGGUGCAGGCUUUUUAAAUAUUGACCUUUUCUCAGAUACAAUCCUCUAAGCUUCUGAAACAGCUUCUGGUUAUUUUUUUUAAGCAGGGGAAGCUUUCUGGAAUUUUUUUUUUGCCUAGUUUAGACAGCACCUAAACAAAGACCUUGCACAUAAUUGCAGAAUGUGAGAACGACCCAAAUAUUAUUUAGCCUUGCCUUCUCUCUCCCCAUCUAAACUGCUUUGGAUUGGUUUGAAGCAACAGGAACUAAGAUUCCUUUGUCUCCGCUGCUUGGCUUGACUUGACAGGUCUCCCGAAACAACAGUAUCUCACGUUAGUCUGUAAACCAUAACUUAAAACCUUUACGCUUAUGAUUAGCAUUGUCCCUCGACACACAAGUUCACAUCACAGAUUGCUUACACAGCAUCCCGACACACACGCACUCGUUCGACACAACAUAGUUAUUGACACAUCUGUACCGUAAUUGCGUGCACAAUACAGAAUUGACCUCUUUGCUUAGCACACGUUUUGUGUGCGAUUUCUAAAUAGAUAUUUAAUAGCUAAACUGACAUUCUACUGUGGAUGGUAACAGGGCUUGUUAAUAGGCAGGCUAGAUCGUGUUUUUUUUUUUUUGGUUUGGAGAUAGGAAACGGGUCGAAGGAUAUUUAACUUGUUGAGCAGGUUUCAGCUAUGGGGAAUGGUCUUUAAGUGUUGGAGAGUAAGAGUCGACACCAAUUCAGUAAGCUCUAAUAAAUGAUCUGAACUAUAUUAUUCUUGCUGUUUUGAGUUACUUCCUGUGACUUCCUCAUAUAUGGAAGUUCAUCUUGCACACCAGAGUGUAAUCGCCAGCAACACUAGCCCUAGUGGGUGUAAGAAGUAGAUUAGUAUAAAAUACCACAUAGAACAAUGUGGUGUUUCUUACAUCUAAUGGGAAGUUAAUGGGUGGGGAGAAUAUUUGAGAACCUAUGAAAUUUACAUGCAAAGUGAUUAAAAUCAACAAAAAGGGCAUUAUUUUGAGACAAAGCUAUAUACAAAGUGAAUAGAAACACAUUUGUUUAAUAUUUUAAACCCAUACCAAGGUUGUCUAAGGCGAAUACUAAUCUGGGACUAUGGAGGCAGAAUGCGGGAAUGUGGAUCCAUGUUUGGUUUGCGUCUUUCAAAUCCCAAACCUUAAAUUCUUUAUGAAACAUGGAUUAAAAAAUACCUCACUAAAUAAAAACCACAUAAAAGGUUGUAUGGGAUCUACUUUAUAUAUUUUUUUUUUCUUAACAAAUGUUUAACCAAUUUACCGAAGUGGCACUGUUGCAUUCUGCAGUUGCUCAUUAUAAUAGACGCCACUUUCUCAUAGUUUUCCCCCAGAAGGAGAUUCUCGUCUUUUUUCUAUCUGCUUUUUGAUCGCUGCUGUAGUGAAGGAAACAGCAUACUGCAGACUUUUAAAAAAGGCAAUGGUUUGUGGAUCUCUUAUUCGUUAAUUCUCGAUUUUCUUAAGAAUGUAGUUUUAGUAGUAGCUUGUUGUGACUUUUUUUUGUAGAAUUGAAUGUCCCUUUACAUAACUCAUAAUGUGAUCUUCUUUCAAAUUCCAAUACCGGUAUCUGCUCUUCUGUUAGUAGAUUUAGUUAGUAGCGAAGAGAGUGAAUAGCGAGUGGAGAAGAUACAAUGAUGUUCCACGUCCCAUUCCCCAAAUACACCAACAAAGAAAGGGUCUCAUUUGUGAUUUGUUUUGUCCUCAACAACACCGCCUGGUCAGAUUACUGGCAGGUUACUUUCAUUCGAUUUUUCAAAGAAGUGACUUCCUUCCUUCCAUUCAAAGCAGGUAACUUCACUCUGCCAAUCCCACCUACUCUUCAUUUAUACAGACAGAGUAGGUGGGGCUUUCCGGAUGGUUACAUUGUCGCAUGUGAAUGGAAUAACAUCCUGGCAUUUAGGAUUCUCCGGACAAGCUGAAAACAGGUGUAAAGGCUGAUUUUAGAAUGAUGAUUAGUCACUAUUGGAGCAACAGGACCACUCUCAAUAAGUAGUAUGUGAAAUGUAAAAAAGCAAUUCAAAUUCUAUUUAAAGCAAUCCCUAUGAAUCUCGGUGUAGAAGUGGGAGGUAUAUUCACAUUGGUUAUGCAUGUUUGAAGGUAAAUGACGUAGUUGCUUAUAUAAUGUAUAACCUUUAUUAUUCAAAGUCUGUUGGGGAUAUUUCAGUACUGUAGUACCGUGGCCAUCCUAAAUGUUUGACUGUCUGGGCUAGGGCAAUGGGUGUAUCGAGUUUGUCGGAGUAUUAAGUGAGGGAAAUGAAGAGUGAGAGGAUUUUGUAGGUUAUCGUUGGCUUUGUGUGCAGCUAAAACUUCACUUACAAGUAGCAAUUCGCCAAUGAGCAACAAUACUGGGGCGGGCAGGAUUUGAUUGUGCUGGGACGUAUUCAGUCAAUGUUUUUAUUUUUUCGUUUUGAAUUAGCUGAAAACUAACAUCGCUACUACCAUAUUAAAGUGAAGAAUUCUUAAGCCUGCUAGCCCCAUCAAAUUACCUAUGAAACAAGCCUGCUAGCCCCAUCAAAUUACCUAUGAAACAAGCCUGCUAGCCCCAUCAAAUUACCUAUGAAACAAGCCUGCUAGCCCCAUCAAAUUCCCUGUGAAACAAAGGCGGGAAACACGCUUCUGUUUAGCAGAAAGAUUUAUUCCAGACCCUGUUUAUGAAUUAGUUUGCUUGAUAUUUAUAAGAUUUUUUUCUUUGAACGAUAGGAAUGAAUAUAAACAGUUAUGUUGUCUCAUUUUCAAGCUGUGUUUUUUUGAAUAUUGGAAAAUGUGUCUCCGUGCUGUAAGCCUGGUCUUUGUAGAUUACAUGAAACCUGGAAAGCAAAGUCAGUUAUAAAUAGGCAUGUUUUUGGAUGGGUUUUUUUUGUCUUGCUGGCCUUAUUGGACAUGAAUGGGUUGUAUCCAAAACCAUACCUCACCCAACUGUAGAAACACAUAAUAGAGCCUGCUCCCCAGUCUUGUCAAUCCUCCAUUUUUAUACCAUUUCAAAUAUACUAUGCUUACCAUACUCAAAGCCACGCUUACGAAAAAUACUCAUGUCACUUGGCCAAGCCGAAUCAUGGCAACACAAUUAAUUGUGCAGUAAAUUGGCAACCGCAGAUGCUAGUUCCUAUGGGUUGCCAGACAGAGACUAUGGCUUAAUUGCCCAUGGGUAGCACUAAACUGAAAUACGAACACUACCAAAAUUCACUGUCCAACUAAAGCUAUAGAAUUCUCAGUCUCAAGAUGCUGUCUGACUUGUAGCAGUUGUAUUCUUUUUUGAUUGUGAACUGGUGACCAAUCGUGUAAAUGGAACGGUACUUGGACAAUGGGCAGGUACUGUGGUCUGAUGCUCUUUCAGCUAUAUGAUUGGUAGUUUGCCCUGUGACUUUUUAAACUGGCUACUUAAGCACCCUACAGAAGCUUAGCUGUGACUGGAACCCAAGCUUAAAAUCCUAUAAUUUGAAGACGUCUUGGUGAUUUUGUCAAUUGUAAAGCUUUUGGGAUGGGCACCUAGUAAGAUUUUUGCACAUACUGUUAGUGGGUGUGAUUCUGUAAUAAUUAACCCCAGUGCAAAGAUUGCACCAUUUAUGUUGUAAGGAAAACCACAAAAUGUUGUUAAAUUUGAAAUAUUAUGCAUCUUACAGUGAUUUCUUUUAAAUGGCUUUUUUUUUUUUUCUUUUUUUUUUAAUUGUACUAACUUGCUGUGGAGAAACGCUUUGUGUAAGUGAGCUAUCAAAUUUUCAGCACAUGUUCUACUACUAAGAUAAUACACAAGGCUUUGCAUUAGCCAGUUACCUAGCAGGUAUACAGCACUUCACUUAAAAUGAAACUCAGACUGCAUUUAAAAUAAUAAAACUAAUGAAGAAAGGUUAUUAAUGGCACUUCACAAAACGUUUGCUGUUCAUUUGGGUUCUGGUUGAUGACUUUGAUAGUUUUAAAUAGUUUGAAAAGUAAUAGAUUGUUUUAUAGAACUCUCAAUAGUUUUUCCUGCACCAGUAUUUCAGAUUAAAAGAUAGGGAAAGAAAUAUUUGGUCAAGCUGAUUUGAUUCCUCCGUAUGUUGCUGUAAGUAUACCAAACUUGUUUGACUGCAGUCAUACAAAACAGAUGUUAUUUUAGAUACGUUUUAUUAUGAAUAACUUGUGUUAUUUGCUAUGGCUGGUAACCAUGAGUACACUAUGAAAAAAUAUUAUAUAGUUGCUUGGUUUAUUAUUGCUUUGCUUUGUAAAGGCAAGUAAGCAAAAAAAAACUAAAAAACAAGCUGUGCUUAUUUUGUAAUUUUAUUUUGUUGUUGUUUGUACCUAUGGGGAGAGAGAGAGAAACCUUUCGCUGCCUUUACAUUGACACUAACGCAUCUUGUACCUAUAGACGAGAGCUUGACUUUGUAUUUGGGAAUUAAAAAUCAGUUCUCCUGUAAAUGUAUUUGUCUGCUAAUGAUAUCUCCUUUUUUAUUUUAUUUUUUUAAAACCUUUGGAAUUCGUUGAAAUGGACAACUGAAAAUAAAUGCUAGAGUCUUAAGUUGGUUCAAACAAGAUGGAAAGGUGUAUGCUGUUGUACAAUCCAAUCUGGAAAGGAACAGUACUCUUAUUCUUUUUAAAAGCUGUACUAUUUAUCCUAAACAAAGUCCCCUUGAUGUUUUACAAUGUUUGCAAUAAUUUUAUGGAUUUUAUUGCAAUAACUAAUUAUAUAUAUAUAGUCUCAAUAUGUUAAGGGGCUUUGACUGAGUUCAGGAGAUGCUCUUCAGUUCUAGUUGCUUGCCAUAGAUAUCAGUAGUAUAGACUAGGUCAAUCUGUCUUUCAGAGAAACGCUGGAUGACCUAGCCUAAGUUACAUGUAUCUAGGCAACUAACAGCUCCUCAUUUUAGUUGAAAGCACCUUAACAUAGACUUGGAGUAAGUAGAGGGGUUCUGAUUAAUAUAGCGUUACACGCCCCCGCGUGUUGCUACAAUUGUUUAAAUAAGCUACCUGUCAUUUCUCUUUUUAUUGUUAACAUCCUGACAAAAUGAUUACUGUGUUACCUCUUUGACAAUGUGGGCGAUAACCCUGACACUAACAGUGCACUAGAGUGGACAUUUUUGAAAAGAGCUUUGAAACAGACUUUAAAGUUAGAAGUGUAAAAAAUGGUCAGGAUGUUAAUGAAAAGAAAAUGUACAGGCGCGUUAUUUUAACAGUUUUAGCAACAUGUGGGGACGUGGAACGCUAGAUUUUUCAGAACCCCUCUACUUUGGCCACUCUCUAACUCAACCAGCAUCUGAGAAAUUGCACUUCUACUACUCAGAAUAAACUUAGACGCCAUAAAAAAGAUAAAGAAAGCAAAGUGAAGAACAUUUAAUUUUAAGCUCUUGCUCUGUGCUUGAUUUUCAGGAGUGAUCGAAACUUUUUUUUUCUCUCUUUUGCAGUAUAGUUUCCCUGUUAUUUAAUUUUGCACCACUAAAUUCUUACAAUCAGCCAAAAGUUCUGUGUGAAGGCAUCCCAUGUUCGAUCGCUUUUAAACUACGCUAUGGCUAUUUAAUUAGCACUUGUGUUUCCACUCAAUCACGCAGACAAUACGUUUCACAGACCCCAAUUAGCACUAAGGUAACAAUUGGGUACCCCAAGGUCAGUAUGAGUCGAGGUCUGUGAAACCGUUUGUUGGUUUCCUAAGCUUUGUACCCUUUGACGUUCUGCUGACCUGAAUUCUAGAUAGCAUUUAUUCAUUGUGGGAUGAAACUAAUCACACUCAAAAGUCAAACAAAUUGGCUUUAUCUUUUUUGGGUAAAAAAAAAAAUAUUUGAGUCAAAUACCUGCAGUUUACCUGAGUAAAAGGUGAAAAUGAAAUGCGUUCUUCAUUUGGGGAUUAAGUUUGAUUUGAGAAAACACACAAUACAAAACUUAAAACCAAACUCAAUGGAGCAUCUGUUGUGUCAAACACUUAAGCACACCUGACGUUAUGGAACUGCAUUUACAAAUAUACAAAUAAUGUACCUUUUUAAUUUGGGGUGGCAUCCUACCAUUAAAAUGGCUUUGUUAUAAAAUGGUACAAGCAGGUAACAAUUGUCUAAAUAUCCUUUCCUUAGCAGUCGAGGUAUGUGUUCAGCUUGUAUUAAAUGCAAACAGCUAGAAAAGCAAUUGUUUUUAAGGAAUAUUUUUAAGAGGCUUUCUUAAAUAGUGCUUUGAAAAUGUGAAACCCUCUCUAAGGUUCUGAACUGCAUGUUUGAUUUGUUUAAUCAAAAUGGGCUUUUAAAAAAAUAACAAUCCUUUAAAAAAGAUAUUCCUUAAAACAAUCUUUAAAGUUAUAUUAAUAGUGUGCUUGAGUGAGACUUACAAAUAGCUGGUAAAAAUUAAGAAUUAAGACUUAAGAAUAUGGAUUGAGUCUUGCAAGUACCUUAACCCUUUCCAUCCUGUUGGGAUCACAUUGGAACCUCACGAGACUCCUAAGUCCCAGUCUGAGGUUGUGUGUGUAUAUAUAUAUAUGUUAUUCAAAAAAAAAAAAAAAAGUCCUGUUCUUUGGCUUGACAAAAAUAAUUGAGGACUGAAAGGCUUAAAUGGUAGACUUUUGUUUUUAAAUGGUUGUUAAGUUUGCCUAUUUUGUUUUCAUUUUUAAAGAAACGUCUUUUAUUUAUUCAUUAUUUCAUAGUUUCAUCAUUUGACAGGUCAGGUUUUAUUUCAGCUUUCCAAAGGUUUGACAAAUGCAAAGGUACUCCUGCUUUACAGCACUAGUGGGUGGGCAAGGUGAGAGUGUGUACAAGGGGAAUCUGAACCCUCUUUUCUGUGUAAAUGCAGCUUUGUGUUGUUUUGUACUGGCUACAGGUGCAGAGCUCUGUACUUUUUUUUUCCUUUCGAUAAGAAUUAUUUAUAUACCUUACCGCUGCAUGCAGAUGAUAAAUAAAAGAAAGAAAAAAUCUUCAAAAAUG
Acipenser ruthenus (sterlet) is the source of this 10868-nucleotide messenger RNA. Its product is annotated as protein Smaug homolog 2-like. Bases 833 to 2875 code for a protein of 680 amino acids. The transcript has 13 exons. Gene Ontology annotation, cellular component: P-body. Gene Ontology annotation, biological process: regulation of mRNA stability; nuclear-transcribed mRNA poly(A) tail shortening; negative regulation of translation. The record is from RefSeq and is a predicted model, not a curated record. Gene Ontology annotation, molecular function: translation repressor activity; protein binding; mRNA binding. Lineage: Eukaryota; Metazoa; Chordata; Actinopteri; Acipenseriformes; Acipenseridae.